Messenger RNA from Pediculus humanus corporis (human body louse), 1215 nucleotides. RefSeq names its product basic leucine zipper nuclear factor protein, putative. The transcript is spliced from 3 exons. Gene Ontology annotation, cellular component: Golgi membrane. The coding region runs from base 1 to 1215 and encodes 404 amino acids. The record is from RefSeq and is a predicted model, not a curated record. Gene Ontology annotation, biological process: Golgi organization; Golgi to plasma membrane protein transport. Lineage: Eukaryota; Metazoa; Arthropoda; Insecta; Psocodea; Pediculidae.
AUGGCAACCAACACUCCUUUACAUCGUACUCAGGGAGAUGGUAUGGAAAAAAUAGAAAAUUAUGAAUCUGUAGAACAUACAAUAGUUUUGCAACCGCAAGAAAAUAAAGAAUCAAUAGAUAAAACUAAUAAUUUUACUCUACCCAAAAGUGUACCUUUUAAUAAUUUCGAUUUGGCAAUACAGCUUACACCUCCUCAUGCAGUAAAUAAAAAAAAAAAAAAAUUAUUUGAAAAUAUUAAAAAUAGAGAACCUAAAUUUGUGCCUUAUGAACCUUAUAAAGCAGCUGUUAAACCCAUCGUGCCGAAUUCGAUCAAAGUGAACAACAAGCAAAAAACGAAGAAAAAUUUUGCGGCAAUUUUCAGAACGAAGAAAUUAUCGGAAAAUGAAACAAAGGAUGAAAAAGACUGUGUUAAAUCAGAUGUAAAAAGUGAAAAUCAAAGUAGUGAUGUUGAUUGGAAAGCAAAAUUUAAAAUAUUAGAAUUGGAAAUGUUAACGUUGAAAGAAGAAAACGAACAAUUAGAAAAUCAAUUAAAAUUUCAAGUUCAAGUUAAUGGAGAAUUGAAAAAUUUAUUAGUUGCAGCUGUUGGAGAGGAUAUGGAAACAAAAGUUCAUGUUUUAACAGAAGAUAAGUUACAUUUGGCUCAGGCUUUAUUAGCAUCGUCGGAAUCUCUUUCGUCUCAUCAAGAACAAACAGAAUGGUUAGCCGGUCAAUGCGAAGUUUGGAGAAGUAAAUUUUUAGCCAGCAGUGUUAUGGUAGAAGAACUUGCUAGAUGGAAAGCAUCUUUAUGUCAAAAAGUUAACGAGGCAAAUGAUGCAUUAAAAAAAUUUUUAGACGAAGAAAAAAUGAUUCGGGAAAAUGUAGCAAAAACCUAUGACAAUCUUUGUGUUCUAAGGGAUAAUUUCGAUUUGCAUAAUAAAAAAAAUAAAAUGUUUAAAUGGAACAUAAUGGAUGUUUGCAAAGAAAAUUUAAAUCUGUCUGAAAUAUUAAUCGUAGAGCUAUUAGGAUCAAAACAAAUGGACAUAAAAAAAAAUGUUUGUUUAAAUCAUUGGGAAAAAACACAAGCGGAAAAAUCUGCUGAAAAAGUAAAACCGGAUGAAGCUUGUAAUGCUGUCGUCGGAGCAGCUGUGACAUUAAGCGGAAAACUCUACCUUCAAACUCAUCCCCCCAAAAUAGAAUGUUGUCCUCAAUGCACUGGAGAAAUAAAACUUGUAUGA